Messenger RNA from Symbiodinium natans, 1902 nucleotides. Lineage: Eukaryota; Dinophyceae; Suessiales; Symbiodiniaceae. The record is from the annotation of a GenBank genome assembly.
AUGAUGGACCUGGGUGUGUCAAGCCCGCAGCUGGACAACCGGUCCCGCGGAUUCAACGUCACUCAGGCGGGGACGGAAGAGGAGGGGGGAGGGAGGAGGGGGGCGGGCGGAGGGAGGAGGGAUGCCGAGCUGGACCUACGGAUGAAUCAGGAGGUCGGCAUCCCAGCCUGGCAGUGGCUCAGGCAAGCGUCGAUGGAGGAGAUUGCUUGGGUCAUCCACGAGUAUGGUGAAGAUGGGGAUCCCGUGAUCAGCGAUCGGAUUGCCUAUGCGAUCAAGACAAGGAUCUCACAGGGACUGGAACUGCGAACGACAAAGCACCUGGUUGAGCUUGUGCGCAGGGUCAAGAACGGCUGGGAUGAACGCAACCAGCACCCGGCAAAGCUCACCUUUCAGGCCCUCCGUGUGCACCUGAAUCAGGAGAUGCAGCAACUGGAUGAGGUGCUCCAUGCAGCCAUGGAAUGUUUGGUUGAUGGUGGCAAGUGCGCUGUCAUUGUCUUCAAAAAGAAGGAGACCGAUGCAGUGGUAUCCUUUGUGCGACAUCACGAAGAGCCUUACCAAACCUCCGGCUAUCUGGACGGCUUGAGCCGUUCUCGCAUGCUGGAGCUUUUCCCUGCAAUGGCCGAGAAGAAAAGCUUCUGCGUGGAGAUGGCGCGGGAUGCCAUCAAGCCGCGUGAAAUCGAUCGUCAGGAGAAUCCGCGCACCAGGUCUGCGGUGGUGUUGACCCUCCGCAAGCGCGACAGGAUUGUUGAGCCGAUUGAGGGCGUUUCCGUUCGCCCACACUCGGAACGGUUCCAGAAGCCCACGGAUCGGCCGAUCUUUGCGGGCGCAGACAGCUUCACCGCCACCAACGGUGACAGACACUUUCCUAAGACCGAGGCCAAGACAGGAUUUGCUGGCGAAUGGCUUCAACCUGAACCAGGUCGGGAUAGGAGGCUGGUCACACUAUGGGAGCCGGAGCCAAGAGUUUGUCAGUUACACUCCUUGCGUGCACGAUCCCCAGCCACUGGGGGAACAGGCCCCAGCGUCCGGGCAGCUCCGAAGCCAUCGGCCUUUCCUCCCGCUCGUCCUGCAGGCGCUGCAGGCCAGGAGGAGGGCGGCCAAAGCACGUCCACGGCUCCGCCUGCCCAGCGCACGCCUUCGCAUCCGUUUGGCCCUGCUGCAGCACCCGCUGGUGAGCCCAGGAAAUCCUCCGAAAGGCCACCCAGCAAGUUUCCGGAUCCGACGGGCAGCAGCCAGGCGAAUGGAGCCAAAGGCUUCGCGCCGCCUCCAGUGCAUUCAGCACAGCCAACAGUCAAUGGCACCGGGGAUGCAGCAGCGCCUGCGCCAGCACCAGCGGCAGGCCCCGCGCCUGCACCAGUGCCUGCGCCAGCGCCCGCGCCAGCGCCGGUGCCUGCGCCAGCCCCGGCGCCCGUGACUUCGCCGGCGCCGGCGCCAACAGCUGCUCCUACGUCAGCUCCUGCGCCAGCAGCCGCGCCCACGCCUGCGGCAGCGUCCAGCAACCCAGGGACGUCUCCAGAUGCCAAGGCAAACUUGCCGCAGAAGCAGUUCAGCGAGGCUACAGCCCCGAGUUCCGCGGCACCUGAGCCAAAGCGGAAGGAGACGGUGGGGGCCACCGAAAGCAGCCGGAAGGAGGAGCCAGAUGCUGCAGCAAGGGCGCCAGCAGACCUGAAGGACCUCGUGAUAAGGUACAUGGACGGCAGGGAUGUCCCAGUGGAGAGCCUGCAGGAGUGCCGCGUCAUGCAGGACCUUGCGUCGGACGAGAUAUCCUGCAGGAAGGGAGCGGUCCUCUGCAUACUGCAGAGUGACCCUCGCCAGGAGCCCUGGGUCUACGGACUGGAGCCUCGAGGAAAAGCCAAGGGCUGGUUCCGCAGCCACAAGGUGAAGAAGUUCGUCGACAUCUGA